Molecule: messenger RNA, 1197 nt
Organism: Pseudogymnoascus verrucosus
Lineage: Eukaryota; Fungi; Ascomycota; Leotiomycetes; Thelebolales; Thelebolaceae
Exons: 1
Coding region: 1-1197 (398 amino acids)
Source: RefSeq, a predicted model, not a curated record
AUGGAUAAUAGCGGCCAAAGGCCACUUUCAGUUCCUGGCUUUGGUGGGAGAUCCCUCUAUGAGGAACUCGGCGCCGACGAUCGCUUUGCUGACGCCGUAAGCGGAUUGGAACAAAGGCCUGCCCUAACUGCACCUGAGAUGGCCAUGUUGCAACUCAUGAGCGACUUGACUGACAAGCGUGACUGGAAUAUCGACGUAUUCAACGAUGAUAUUGUUGCAAAGUGGCGCGAAGAGACAUUCAAGGCCCAAGAGGACGCUGAGGUCCGGGUGGCGCUUCGAAUGCGAUUGAUUAGCGGAAGGGCAUGGGGUUGGUGUAUCAUGGAGCUUCGUGACAAAGCGUCCAUGUUUGAGGAAGACAAACUCAUUCGCCUUUUCGACGCCGGGUCCGCAGUGUGUAAAUCAGAUGCGCUCGUUUCUGAUUGUCUACGUCUUGCGCUAAAGGAUGGCAUUGCGCCGAUGCUUAAGAAGUCGUAUUCGGAUCAAGAUCAAAUGCUUGUCGACCCUUCGUUGUUCCCUUUAGUAUUCGGAAAGACGUCAGUGUUGAUGGAGGGCCGAGUAGGCCUACGAGAUGGCUUUAAGUUGAUUGGAAGCGGAAGGCCCGCUCCAAAGCAGCUAGAUGAGCGAAUGGAUACCUCUGGUGUUGAGCUGAGAAUAAAAGAAGGCGAUGCUGUAGUAUUUUGUACUAAUGAGCUUGAUGAACUCAAACGGUUCUACUGGUCUUCUAAUUUCCAGCUGCUGCCAUGCGAGGUUGAAUUCGACAAGUCGGGCACGGAUGCCCACAUCACUUCAUACAUCAAUAAUCUGCAUCCUCUGCGGCACAAGUCUAUGUAUGACAGUAUUGAGAAGCUUAUUUCACUAGCAAUCAAGCCGUGGAAUGAGUGCCUUGUUAGAGGGGAGAAAGGUCGUUGGCCAAUACGGAUUAGGACAUAUGGUCUUACAUGGGAACCAGAAUAUCCUCAGUCAUCAAUAAUAGAUGGGUUAUACCAAGGCUGCGAGACUAACGCCUAUAAAGAGGCGAUGAAAGAGGCUGAACAGUUCCUCAAACUUCCAAACCGCGGCUCAAAUCAACCAACAGACCUUCCGGAAGGUUGGGAUAAGCAUUUCCAUACAGAAUGGCACGUCAAUGCUAAAUGGAAAAAUGCAUACAAACUACAUCAUCCAGAGCCUGACAUGUCGUUUUCAUAUAAUGAUUGGUAG